GAGUUCGUGCACGACGACGUGUGGGCGAUCGUGAACAACCCCGACGUGCGGCCCGGCGCCCCCCUCCGCUGGGGCAUCUUCACCAACGACUUCUGGGGCAAGGGCAUGGCCGAGAACACCAGCCACAAGUCCUACCGACCGCUCUGCGUCCUCACCUUCAAGCUGAACGUAUUUUUGACUGGUAUGAACCCAUUCUACUUUCAUGCAGUGAAUGUGAUUUUGCACUGCCUGGUGACUCUUGUCCUGAUGUACACCUGUGACAAAGCUGUCUUCAGGAAUCGCAGACUUGCUUUUGCUACGGCGUUGCUUUUUGCUGUGCAUCCUAUCCACACGGAGGCAGUGGCUGGAAUUGUUGGCAGAGCUGACGUGUUAGCAUGCCUGCUGUUUCUGUUGGCCUUUCUCUCCUACAAUAGGAGUGUGGACCAGCGUCAUGUUGGGGAAUGUUUCCCUCCCACGGUGUCUCCCUUCUUCUUGCUGCUCAGUUUGUUGCUGGGGACCUGUGCGAUGCUGGUGAAGGAGACCGGCAUCACAGUGUUUGGAGUGUGCCUGGUUUAUGAUCUCUUUUCCCUAUCCCACAAGCAAGAGAAAUCGAGCAAUGGGGUCAUCCAUCAGCGCAGCCCGCAGCAGCCUGCGAGUCCCCCGCCCCCGUCACUGCCCCCGCAGCCUCACCGGGAGAACGGGAAGCAGCAUCGAUUUCCUCACCGAGGAGCUUGGGGUGGCUGCCACUCACCAUCGCCACCAGAACCCAAGAGCAGUGGAUUCCCAGUGUCUCCUGGAGCUAUGUGGUCCAUGAUGAGGUUCCUUACCUACUCCUACCUCUUGGCCUUCAAUGUGUGGCUUCUGCUUGCACCUGUUACCCUGUGCUAUGACUGGCAGGUGGGCAGUAUUCCCCUGGUAGAGACCAUAUGGGACACACGGAACUUGGCCACCAUCCUUCUGGCAGUUGUGAUGACCUUACUGAGCCUUCAUUGUUUAGCAGCCUUCAAGGCUUCUUCAAACUUCCUGGAGGAGAAUGAUGAUUAUUUGAGACUAAACCAAAGUUUCGCCAAAUAUCAAAAUCAGCAGAGCCGUCUUUUGAUAUCAACCCGAGCUCACUUUGGCAAAUGCAGUAGGAAGAAGAUUGAACUGGGAAUCAGCGCAGCCCCAGCUGUCCCCUGCUACCUGGCGGCCCUGGGUAGCCCAUUUUCUUACCACAUGGGCUACUGCAUCCUUUUUGUGCAUGGACUGAGCAAGCUGUGCACUUGGCUGAAUCGAUGCGGGGCCACCACCCUGACUGUGUCCACUGUGUUGCUGCUGUUGCUUUUCUCUUGGAAAACGGUGAAACAGAAUGAAAUUUGGCUGUCAAGAGAGUCCCUAUUCAGGUCUGGAGUUCAAACUCUGCCCCACAAUGCCAAGGUUCACUACAACUACGCCAAUUUCCUGAAGGAUCAAGGUCGGAACCGGGAAGCCAUCUACCACUACAGAACAGCCCUCAGGUUGUAUCCUCGCCACGCCAGUGCCCUGAACAACCUCGGAACGCUGACAAGAGACACAGCAGAGGCAAAGAUCUACUAUCAGAGGGCUCUCCAGCUAAAUCCACAGCACAACCGAGCUCUUUUCAAUCUUGGGAAUCUCCUCAAGUCCCAGGAGAAAAAAGAAGAGGCUAUCACCUUAUUGAAGGACUCCAUUAAAUACGGUCCAGAGUUUGCAGAUGCAUAUUCAAGCUUAGCUUCAUUGCUGGCCGAGCAGGAGAGAUUUAAGGAAGCUGAGGAAAUCUAUCAGGCUGGAAUAAAGAACUGUCCAGACAGCUCAGACUUACACAACAACUAUGGGGUUUUCUUAGUUGAUACCGGCUCUCCGGAGAAGGCAGUGGCCCAUUACCAGCAGGCCAUCACACUCAGCCCAAGUCAUCACGUAGCUAUGGUGAAUCUGGGGAGACUCUACAGGUCAUUGGGCGAGAACAGUUUGGCCGAAGAAUGGUAUAAACGCGCACUGCAGGUGUCCCGCAAAGCUGAGAUAUUAUCACCUUUGGGAGCGCUGUAUUAUAACACUGGCCGAUAUGAGGAAGCUCUGCAGAUCUACCGGGAAGCUGCGGCCCUCCAGCCUUCUCAAAGGGAGCUCCGCCUGGCCCUGGCUCAGGUUUUGGCCGUAAUGGGUCAGACAAAAGAAGCUGAAAAGAUGACCAACCACAUCGUGUCAGAGGAGACUGGAUGCCUCGAAUGCUACCGCCUGUUGUCAGCAAUCUACAGCAAGCAGGAGCGCCACGACAAGGCACUCGAUGCUAUAGACAAAGCUCUCCAGCUGAAGCCAAAGGACCCUAAAGUCAUAUCUGAACUUUUUUUCACAAAAGGAAACCAACUAAGAGAGCAGAAUCUUCUGGAUAAAGCUUUUGAGAGCUACAAAGCAGCCGUGGAACUGAAUCCAGAUCAAGCACAGGCCUGGAUGAACAUGGGUGGGAUCCAACACAUCAAGGGAAACUAUGUGUCCGCAAGAGCUUAUUAUGAGAGAGCCUUACAGCUGGUUCCAGACAGCAAACUGCUGCAGGAAAAUCUCGCCAAACUGGAUCGCCUAGAAAAACGAUUACAAGAAGUUCGAGAAAAGGAUCAAACAUAA
Messenger RNA from Puma concolor (puma), 2592 nucleotides. NCBI's taxonomy places the organism in Eukaryota, Metazoa, Chordata, Mammalia, Carnivora, Felidae. The record is from RefSeq and is a predicted model, not a curated record.